UACGCCAUUUUGUGUAGAAGAGAAAAACCUGAGCAAACAUAAAAAAGUGAAUUUCGUGUAUUAAUAUUGUAUUAUAAUGAAAUAGAUUUAAGCGUAUGUUCGCCUAUGAGUUAAAUAAAGUGGCCUAAAUGGCGUUAAUAUUGACGUUUCUUUAAAAUGUAACAACUUGUGCGUUAUAAACAAAAUUCAAUUUGGACAAUGCGAUUGAUUGGAAUAUAUGAAAUAAUCAUCCUUUUUACCUCAUCUGCUGUGUAGGCGUAUCUAGGUAUGACCACAUUAAUGAUGUCGGCCAUAUAAUAUUUGUGCUCCUGUCCGUUGUUAUAAAUUAAACCCUGUCUCUGGGUUUGAAAAGUAACCAGAUCGACAUGUCUACAAUAAAUCGCCGCAGAAAAGUCAAAUUUCGAAAUGCUCUUGAGAAAUGUUCCAACGGAGAUCCAGCUGCGAUAUGUGAUCAAAGUGCGCUUUAUAAAGAAAGAGCCGAGAUCAUAUUUCCGAGUGUAAAAUCUUCAUUAAUGUCAAUACAAGAUGAAAAUAAUCAAUCAGUAUUAAAUGAAUUAACAAAAUCGUCCAAGAAGAAGGCCGUAAAAGUGGCCAAUAAUAAUAAUAAUAAUAGAUGUAACACCCAAUGCAACAUCAUUUUAAGGCACUGUAGCAAUAUCUUUGCUACGACAGUAUCUACGAUAAGUCUACGGUCACAUUUCAAUAUGAGUCUCGUCUUACUGAUUAUGCUUUAUCUAAUAUGCACAACGCAAUCGAUAUUAGUCGAAGAUCAGAAUCAGAAUCCGAAUAUACAUAUACCUGGUAAUGCUGAGGAUCAUCUCAAGGGUAUUUCAGCGUCAACAUAUAAUACCAAUACAAAUACAAACACUAGUGUCCGUUAUAAUGUCAAGCCAAUUUCAAGCAAUGCUACAGAUAACAACGGAUCCGGACUCGGAUUAAGUAGUAUUAGCUCAUCCGUUGCAUCGAGUGGAUAUCUUGGCGAUAUGGACAAUUUGGAACGGAGUUUGGCUGCUGUCCUUAUUAAAGUCGCCUAUGGAACAACGUCUACGACCAAACGAAGUAUACCAGACAAUAGUUAUAUAUUGGGACUUACUACUGUCGCAACGCCUCUGUUAACAACUCUCCGAUAUCAAUCGUCACAUCAGCCACAAAAUACUGGCAUUUGGCAACGGCCUUAUGAAUUGGAUUUGGAAAGAGAUCACGCGCUGCCAACGUCGGCGCCAAAUGCCGAUAUCUUGAAGAGUAAUAAUAAUCCAGGGUAUCCGAAUCCAAAUCGUCAUCAUAGCAGCAGUAAUAAUGAUAGGGAUCGUCAUCGCCACACAAUGCAGUACAAUUCGACGCCAAUGCCGUCAUUUCCCAAUUUAUUAAAGAAAAGCCCGGCUAAAGGUGGACAGCCGACGGUGCCGAUGUAUCCGGGAGAUAUACCAUCGUAUUCACCCCCAUCCCGAUCAUUUUUCACGCCUCCUUUGCCGCCGGAGUAUCAAAAUCCAUUUGCCGAUAAGCCAACGUUGCGUGGUACCAAUAAUGAGGGACUUGUGGCCAAUACCGUCACAUUCAACAACAGACGUCCCAUUCCGCCGCCCAGUUUGAUGCCCGGACACGAAAGGAUACCGUUUCGUCCGCCCGAUUUAACUGGCACAGUUGGCGAAUCGAAUUCGAAUCCGAAUCCAAAUUCAAAUGUAAGUUAUCCCAGUUCUGUGGUAGACACUAAGAAGAAGGCAAUUGAUUCAGCGGUUGAUCGGAAGAAGGCAUUAAAUACGCCAUCUCGCAGUAGUAGCAAUGAUAAUCAUAAUGACAAUGCUAAUCAUAAUGAUAAUGAUGAUAUUGUAACCGAAGUGGCGGAUCACAAGAAUCAUCAUUUGAAUGAAAACAAGUCACAACAAGAUCUAAGCGGUAAACGGCAGGAAGUGUUGCCAAAUAUACGCCGGAUACUUGGCUCGAAUGGCAAGAAAGGUGAUAUACCAGCUGUAUUAUUGCGUCAGGUGACACAGCGUCCAAUUGUCAGCUAUCAUCAGCCGCCAGCAUCGGCGAUUGUGUCCGUGGAGAAUGCGGAGGAAAGUAGCAGUAGUCGGAGCAAUGAUCAAGAUGAUAAUGGAGCCGGAGCCAGUCCAAAUAUCAACAAGAGCAAACAGUCGCCUGGUCAAAUGGAUUACAAUGAUCAGCAGGGAUCAAUUGGGAGUCGGGAUCGGGAUCGCGAUCAGGCUCAGUCGGCAGUUACAACACCGUCGGCAGCAGCUGCAAUUGGUGAGGCAGCUGCCACAUCGUUUACAGCAGCGACAACAACAACAUAUUCCUCUGUGCCCAGAAAAUCAGCAGCAGGAGGAGGAGCAACUGCAGCAGCUGGAGGAGCAGGAGCAGCUACAUGGACAUGGGCAUGGAAUAUACAUGUAUAUCUAUCGGUUGUUCUAUUCACAAUACUCGCUGUUUACUCGCUAUAUAAACUGCUGACCUACAACAAGUUAACCCAUCUCUUUGCCCAAUCCUAUUUCGUAUACAUUCAUCUCAUCCUGAUUUCCAUUUGUAUAAUGCGCAUCUUUUAUUUAUGCUUCGAUGCAUACAAUAUCCAUGGCACAUUUAAUAUAUUUGCCGCCGAAUUGCUAUUAAAUUUACCCUCCACCUUCCUGACGGUCGCCUUUUCGGUGCUCAUCUUAUUUCUAUUCCUUAAAUCCCUGAAUCACAAGAACAAUCGCUAUUCGGCGCUAGUGCGUCCAUUGACUGUUGUUGUUGGCUGUGGUGUUCAUGUGGUGCUGUGCAUUACGCUGCAUUAUGUCGAAUCCUAUACGCUCCAGAAUCAUCACAUGUAUUUCCAGCAGCAGCAGCAACAACAAUUCUUUCGACGACAGCAGCAGCAGCAAUCACAGCAACACCAAUCUCAAUCCCAAUCACUAUCCCAAACUGCUGCUGCAUCACCAUCAACCAGUUUGGCUAAUCCGCCGCCUCCACCGCGUGUUUUAUCGCUCAUCUGUCAGAUAAUCUAUAUAUUUAUUUGCCUUAGUCUUGGCUUACUCUAUUUGUAUCUAUAUCGGAUACUGAAGCGCAUAUUGCGUAGCAAAUCCCAAAACUAUAUCCAUGGCUAUCAGAAUCUAUCGUAUGCCAUUCACAUAACCAUUGCAACCGCUUUGUUGUUUGUUUUGUUGGCUGCUCUGCAGAUCUUUGGAGCUGUUUGCAUCUCAACGGCACGUCCAUUGAUCACACAAACCAUUAUUGUCGAGGUGGAUUGGAUGCAGUGGGGCUAUCAGUUCUCAUUACGGCUCAUUGAGAUUUCCAUCAUCACGUUAAUAUCAUGGGUGACGGGCUUAAAGACCAAUGUGGCUGGUAAUUCCAAUUCCAAUGCCAAUGCUGCCAUCAACGGAGAUGUUCAUAUGAUUGGACAAGCUGCUGGUGUUAAUGGUCAUGGUCAUGGUCCACCUGGUGGUCCCGGCAACGGCAAUUCCAUACGGGAAAAGCACAGCGGAGUUGGAGGUGGGGCUCAUCAGAAUGUCGCCAAUUUCUUUCUGCCUUGCACAUCGGGUUCCAGUCAGGAGCAGUUUGAAAAUGAUUAUCCGGCUAUAUGCAAUGCCAAUACGAAUCUUCAUACGUACACAAUGCGCACGGGUAAACUCAUCUAUGAUGAUAGCUAUGCCCUCAACUCAUUGGCUGGUCCAACUCCAGUUGGUGUAGGAGUGGGAGUGGGCGUGGGCGUGGCUGCCUCACCAGGCGGACACAGGUGCACACAGGAGUAUCAGCUGCAGGAGCCAAUGUACCAGAGACCCUACGAUACGGGCUCCAUUCGUAGUGCUGUCAAUCAUAAUAUUGCAACCGAAUCUCAACGUCUCAACUAUCAUCAUCCUCAUCCGCAUCAUCAUCAUCAGAUAAUGGGACUGGAGUCGGCUGCCUAUAUGUCGGCCGACUAUAUGACAGACGCCACAACCGAUCACUAUGAGAAUCCCAAUUUUGAUUUACGUGCCAGCUCCACAGGUGCAGUUGCUGGUUCUGGUUCUGCUCCUGGUUCCGGUUCAGGUCCAGGUGUUAUAAUCGAUGCUAUCGAAUCAGUUGCCAUGCAAAAAUUGAGCAAAAAUACUGUUAGCUCCGGUUCGGCAUCCGUUUCCGGUUCCGGCUGUGGCUCUGGUUCGGGAUCGGGAUCGGCUUCUGGCUCAGGAUCAUCGGGUACAUCGCAGCAGCAAAUGUUGCUACUGCAAAGCGACAGCUGUUACUCGGAGCCAUUGCAGGAGAACUCCAGCUAUGAAUUUAAUAAUUUUGAAAGACCCAUCUUCAAAGAAGAAUCCCAUGCCAGUGACGAGUGCUGGCCAGAUCGAGAAAGAGAACGAGAUCGAGAUCGCGAUCGCGAUCGAGAGCGACACAAGAGAAGCAAGUGUCGGGAUCGGGAUCGCAAGCAGAAUAAUGGUACACUCGAACGGGCGGCAUAUGAGAAUCCAGAAAGACGAAGUUCCAAUUCAACAAAUUCAUGUUCCUCCUCAAAUGGUGUCCGGUACGCCAGUUAUAAUUCAUAUGAGCGGGCUGCGAAUCCCCAUUACAAUGGUGUCCGAAAGAGCGGCACUCUAAACAACAUUGUUAAUGGUUCCACAAUGGGUAUGGGAAUGGGUAUGGGAGUGGGUAUGGGAAUGGGAAUGGGAUUGGGCUCAGGAGCAGGAGUAGCAGUAGGUCCACGUACAGGUACCAUUGCUGGACCUGGACCUGGACGUGCUUUAAUGCAAGGCAAUAAGCGUGUUAAUGGUGCUCAGACCUUGGCUUCGCAUUAUUAUCAGAGGAGUGGACGCAGUGCACCAAGUCGUGCAUUGGCAACAAAUGAUUUUGAAAUGGCUGCAACAACAACAACAAGUACGCUUAAGCAGCAGCAACAACAACAACAGCAGCAUCUGCAACAGCAACAACAACAGCAACAUUACAAUCACAAUAAUUCUGAUGAAGAAGAUGAGGAGGAGGAGGAUGAUGAUGACAUGAUGUCUGGCAGUAAUGUUGAAUGCACUAAUUUGAUAACAAGCGAUCCACAUUUAAAUCCACAUCCUCAUCCACUGGGUCAUCAUCAUCACCUGCAGCAUGUACAAACUAACAAACAGCAUCCUUUGGAUCCAUUGGAUAUUUCUACAGGCAACUCGGCAAUUGUUACUGAACAGGGUUUCCUCAGAUUUCGAGCCAAUCAGGAUGAUGAUGAUGAUGGCAUUGAUAGCAACAAUGACCAACAAUUAGGUGCAGCUAUAGCUGUUCAUAAGCCAAGUCGCAGCAUUCCCAAUGCUUUAUCGCAAAUCAAUAGUAAUAAAAUAAAUAAUGGCAUUGAUUGCUAGGCAACAAAAACAACAACAACAACGACUAUAGCCUGCCAUAUAAUCGGAUAUUAUUGAUAAUUCAUUGAUUAUUCAUUGCUGUGUCGAGAAUUUGCUGGUUGCCACCGCUUACUGCCAAUUUGUAGUUAAUAUCGCCACUUUCUACUCUCUACAAACUUGUGAUAUACAUAUAAAAAA
Messenger RNA from Drosophila innubila, 5459 nucleotides. RefSeq lists its product as uncharacterized. The record is from RefSeq and is a predicted model, not a curated record. Bases 366 to 5282 code for a protein of 1638 amino acids. NCBI's taxonomy places the organism in Eukaryota, Metazoa, Arthropoda, Insecta, Diptera, Drosophilidae. The transcript has 6 exons.